This is a messenger RNA of Pectinophora gossypiella (pink bollworm), 1445 nucleotides long. RefSeq lists its product as uncharacterized. The transcript has a single exon. Bases 25 to 678 code for a protein of 217 amino acids. The record is from RefSeq and is a predicted model, not a curated record. Lineage: Eukaryota; Metazoa; Arthropoda; Insecta; Lepidoptera; Gelechiidae.
AUGUGAACCUAACCUAACCAGUACAUGGUGUAUAAUGACCCAUCUUCCAUCAACAACCCUCUCAUUAUUGACGGACAACAAGUCACCAGGUGUGACGAAUAUAAAUACUUGGGCACCAUGUUACACUCGUCUGGCAACCUGGACACAAACAUACAGCAUCGGAUAGCGGCAGCCUGGCUUAAAUGGCGGGAAGUAACUGGUGUAACCUGUGACAAACGUAUGCCCGUUAAGCUCAAAGGCUUAGUGUACAAGAGCAUGAUCAGGCCAGUCUUGACGUUUGGUAGUGAAACGUGGGCAGUAACGCAGCGCCAAGUCCAGACCAUUCAAGUCGCUGAGAUGAAAAUGCUUAGGUGGAUGUGCGGAGUGACGAUGCUCGACAAAAUCCGUAACGAAUACGUGCGCGGCAGUCUCGGCGUACGCGACAUCUCCGAAAAGCUACAAGAGAGCAGGCUCCGUUGGUUUGGGCACGUAAAAAGAAGACCUCCAGAUUAUGUGGGUAACGUUACAGCCAAUCUAAACAUACCAGGGCUUAGACCAAGAGGACGGCCAAAAACAAGAUGGGCGGAUGUGGUCAAAAAGGACCUGUGUAUGUGCAAUGUCUCCGAGAACGACACGUCCGAUAGAGCGAAGUGGAAGAGAAGUACGAAGAAGGCAGACCCCACCAUCAGAUGGGAAUAAUAAAUGCCCAGGAGAGAGAGUGAAGCUUACUUUAUGUAAAAAAGCUUAUUAUAAGAUUAAUGACUACCUAAAUGAUAAAAAUGUUUGGUAUUGAAUGUGUUCCUCUAGUUAUUAAAUAACUUGUAAUGUAUAUCCUCAUUGGUUUUUAAAAGAUGUGUUGCUGUUGCAGUUUCUUGUCAUUUCUUCUCCUCAGCCAUAACACCUUGCGAAAUGACGUAAAUUCAAAAAUGUUACAUUGACCUUCAACAAGUUUAUCCAUGAUAAUUACGUUGAAUAAAUGAUUGAUUUGAUUUGAUUUGAUUGAGUACUUGGGGUAUGGUACCAAGUACUUGGGGGAUGGUACCAAGUACUUGGGGUUUAAUACCAAGUACUUGGGGUAUGGUACCAAAUACUUGGGGUAUGGUACCAAAUACUUGGGGUAUGGUACCAAGUACUUGGGGUAUGGUACCAAGUACUUGGGGUAUGGUACCAAGUACUUGGGGUUUGGUACCAAGUACUUGGGGUAUGGUACCAAGUAUUUGGGGUAUGGUACCAAGUACUUGGGGUAUAGUACCAAGUACUUGGGGUUUGGUACCAAGUACUUGGGGUAUGGUAUCAAGUACUUGGGGUAUGGUACCAAGUACUUGGGGUUUGGUACCUAGUACUUGGGGUUUGGUACCUAGUACUUGGGGUAUGGUACCAAGUACUUGGGGUUUGGUACCAAGUACUUGGGGUAUGGUAGUAAGUACUUGGGGUAUGGUAGUAAGUACUUGGGGUAUGGUAGUAAG